CAGUGUGACCGGCGAUGUGUGAUGUGUGAUGUCAAAAAGUUCAUCGUUGAAACAAGUGACAGAACCCCAGAAAGACGAUUUAAAGAACAGUUAUGACUUAUUGAAGCAUAUCGAUCAUAUAAAAUACUCCUUUUUAUUUAGCAUUAGGAAGUAGAAUUUUACAUACGUCUACUAGGCAUUGAGGAAAUUCAAAGAGGCAUCUACCAAAAUGCCUGCAGUUCGAGGAGAUGGAAUGAGAGGCUUGGCCGUCUUCAUUUCAGAUAUAAGAAAUUGCAAAAGUAAAGAAGCUGAAAUAAAGAGAAUAAAUAAGGAGUUGGCAAAUAUUCGCAGUAAAUUCAAAGGGGAUAAAACACUAGACGGUUAUCAGAAGAAAAAAUAUGUUUGCAAAUUACUCUUCAUAUUUUUACUGGGACAUGAUAUAGAUUUUGGUCAUAUGGAGGCAGUUAACCUGCUCUCUUCAAAUAAGUACUCUGAAAAGCAAAUAGGAUAUCUUUUCAUAUCGGUAUUGGUUAAUACUAAUAGUGAACUCAUCAAACUGAUAAUACAGAGUAUUAAAAAUGAUUUGGCCUCGAGGAAUCCUAUACAUGUCAAUCUGGCUCUUCAGUGUAUAGCAAACAUUGGCAGCCGUGAAAUGGCGGAGGCUUUUGGAAAUGAUAUUCCGAAGCUUUUGGUGUCAGGAGACACAAUGGAUGUUGUUAAACAAAGCGCUGCUCUAUGUUUAUUGAGGUUAUUCAGAACAUCUCAGGAAAUUAUACCAGGUGGAGAAUGGACCUCACGUAUUAUCCAUCUUUUGAAUGAUCAGCAUAUGGGUGUUGUUACAGCAGCAACCAGUUUAAUUGAUGCUUUGGUGAAAAAAAAUCCUGAAGAAUAUAAGGGAUGUGUGUCAUUGGCUGUUUCAAGACUAAGCAGGAUUGUCACAGCUAGUUACACCGAUCUCCAAGAUUAUACCUACUAUUUUGUACCAGCACCUUGGCUUUCUGUAAAAUUAUUACGUUUACUACAAAAUUAUACACCACCAGCUGAAGAUCCUGGAGUGAGAGGUAGGCUGAAUGAAUGCUUGGAAACAAUUUUAAACAAAGCCCAGGAACCCCCAAAAUCUAAGAAAGUCCAACAUUCUAAUGCCAAAAAUGCAGUUCUUUUUGAAGCUAUCAGUUUGAUCAUACAUAAUGAUAGUGAGGCCAACUUAUUAGUUCGCGCUUGCAAUCAGUUGGGGCAGUUUCUGAGUAAUAGGGAAACAAAUCUGAGAUAUCUGGCAUUGGAAUCUAUGUGUCACUUGGCUACAUCCGAAUUCUCCCAUGAGGCAGUUAAAAAGCACCAAGAAGUAGUGAUUCUCUCUAUGAAAAUGGAAAAAGAUGUCUCUGUUCGUCAGAGAGCUGUGGAUCUGUUGUAUGCUAUGUGUGACAAAAGUAAUGCUGAAGAGAUUGUCCAGGAAAUGUUAAAUUAUUUGGAAACAGCAGAUUACUCAAUUCGUGAGGAGAUGGUAUUGAAGGUAGCCAUUCUUGCGGAAAAGUAUGCUACUGAUUACACCUGGUAUGUCGAUGUUAUCUUGAACUUGAUAAGAAUAGCUGGAGAUUAUGUUUCCGAAGAGGUCUGGUACAGAGUUAUUCAGAUUGUUAUAAAUAGAGAUGAAGUUCAGGGAUAUGCUGCGAAAACUGUAUUUGAAGCACUACAAGCUCCAGCGUGUCAUGAAAAUAUGGUCAAAGUUGGUGGUUACAUCUUGGGGGAAUUCGGUAAUUUGAUUGCUGGUGAUCAAAGAUCAUCUCCAACUGUACAAUUCCAACUCUUACAUUCCAAAUAUCAUCUUUGCUCACCUAUGACUCGUGCUCUUUUACUCUCCACUUAUGUCAAGUUUAUCAAUCUAUUCCCAGAGAUACGAAGUCAAGUUCAAGAGGUUUUCAAACAACAUAGUAAUUUGCGUUCGGCAGAUGCGGAAUUACAGCAAAGGGCAUCAGAAUACCUUCAGUUGAGCAUCAUUGCAAGUUCGGAUGUAUUGGCUACAGUUUUAGAAGAAAUGCCUGCUUUUCCGGAAAGGGAGAGUUCAAUACUCGCCGUAUUGAAAAAGAAAAAACCGGGCAGAUUACCUGAAAAUGAAAUAAAAGAAACAAAGAGUCCUGUUGUAACUAAUAAUUAUACCACCAAUGAUAAUCACAGCACAAGUAGUUCUGCUGCUUCCGCUGAUCUACUUGGGCUUUCUACACCCACUCAACCAAGUACAACUUCCAAUACAGGGGGUUUACUUGAUGUUUUGGGCGAUGUUUAUGGCACAAAACCAAAUACUUCAUUGAGCACAAGUGCACAACCCAAUGCCAGUAAUUUCAAGAAGUUUGUCUGCAAAAACAAUGGAGUUCUUUUUGAGAAUGAUCUGAUUCAGAUUGGUGUUAAAAGUGAAUUCAGGCAAAACUUGGGACGUUUGGGUCUCUUUUAUGGAAAUAAAACUACUGUUCCAUUACAAAGCUUUGUUCCUAACCUGUUAUGGUCUGAAGAACAGAGUAACAAAUUGAUAAUUCAGAUGAAGCCAGUUGAGCCAGUAUUGGAGGCUGGAGCACAAAGACAACAGACUAUCAAUGCUGAGUGUAUUGAUGACUAUACAGAUACACCAUCAAUAGGUUUAAGCUUCCUAUAUAAUAAUAUUCCACAAAAGAUUACUUUCAAAUUACCUCUUACUCUAAACAAAUUUUUUGAACCAACUGAUAUGAAUGCAGAAUCCUUUUUCGCAAGAUGGAAAAACCUUGGAAGUACAAAUCAACAACGCUCCCAAAAAAUAUUUAAAGCAACAGGGCCAAUGGACCUUCAAGCUGCUAAGCCUAAGAUAAUUGGGUUUGGCAUGCAACUGCUUGAAGAUAUAGAUCCAAACCCAGAUAACUUUGUUUGUGCUGGUAUCAUUCACAUGCGCUCACAACAAGUAGGAUGUCUCCUAAGAUUAGAACCCAACAAGAACGCACAGAUGUACAGGUUAACAGUUCGUUCAAGCAAAGAGAGUGUAUCAGUUGAAAUAUGCAAUUUGCUUGCCGACCAGUUCUAAAUUCAAUGUAAAUUUUUUAUACAUAUAUCAAAAUUCUUUAAAUUACUAAAGAGACCCUGGAAAUCUAAUAUGAUUAUAUAUCAAGUAUCACUUGAAAUCCACUAUUUCAAAGUGCUAUAUUAUAUAUUAUGUCUUCAAGAAUAACUCUAUGAUGUAGACUUUUCUCAACAGAUUUAUUGUGACAU
Molecule: messenger RNA, 3207 nt
Organism: Coccinella septempunctata (seven-spotted ladybird)
Lineage: Eukaryota; Metazoa; Arthropoda; Insecta; Coleoptera; Coccinellidae
Gene: AP-2alpha
Product: AP-2 complex subunit alpha
Exons: 15
Coding region: 209-3022 (937 amino acids)
Biological process (GO): clathrin-dependent endocytosis; intracellular protein transport
Cellular component (GO): AP-2 adaptor complex; membrane coat
Molecular function (GO): clathrin-cargo adaptor activity
Source: RefSeq, a predicted model, not a curated record